Heteronotia binoei (common prickly gecko) is the source of this 1534-nucleotide messenger RNA. It is a transcript of the gene TXN2, whose product is annotated as thioredoxin 2. Gene Ontology annotation, molecular function: protein-disulfide reductase activity. NCBI's taxonomy places the organism in Eukaryota, Metazoa, Chordata, Lepidosauria, Squamata, Gekkonidae. The transcript is spliced from 4 exons. Bases 308 to 832 code for a protein of 174 amino acids. Gene Ontology annotation, biological process: cell redox homeostasis. The record is from RefSeq and is a predicted model, not a curated record. Gene Ontology annotation, cellular component: mitochondrion.
AGAGAAAUUUGGUCGCCAAGGCAGACUUCUUCCAUAGCCAAUCAGCACUUAGCCUAGAAAAAAAGUUCUCAACCUUCAGGAACUGCUUCUUUCCCCACCAAUAAGCAUUCAGGAAACGCUCUGGUUUGUCUCAGGCCAAAACGCGUCCUCCCCAGCCAAUCACCUCCCAGAGUUCUCAAGGACUUCCUCUCGCCCGCCAUUCAUCGAAGCGGCGUUUACGAAGAUACGUUUCUCCAGCCAAUCAGCGACCAGGCUGCUCCGUUCUUCUGAUUCCCUUGAGCGUGCGACUCUGGAGGGGCUCUGAAAGAUGGCCCAGAAGCUGUUCCUCAGGCCAUUCCGGUCUAUCCCCCUCAAGCAUCUUUCUGUGCCACUUCAAUCUCCGUCUUCAUCCCUGCUCUCCAGGGUGUCUGCUGUGCCAUGCCACACCACCUUGUGUGGUUCCUUACCUGCCACUGCUGCACGUGCUGCAGCUACUAGGACAUUUUCUACUACUCAGGUCUUCAGAGACACCUUUAAUGUCCAGGAUGAGGAUGACUUCCAAGACAGAGUUUUGAAGAGUCAGAAGCCAGUGGUGGUAGACUUCCAUGCACAGUGGUGUGGCCCCUGCAAGAUCCUAGGGCCCAGACUAGAGAAGAUGAUAGCAAAGCAGAAGGGCAAAGUGCUGAUGGCAAAAGUGGACAUUGACGACCACACAGAUCUAGCCCUUGAGUAUGAGGUUUCGGCCGUGCCUACAGUCUUGGCUCUGAAGAAUGGCAACGUGGUGGAUAAAUUUGUGGGGAUUAAAGAUGAAGACCAGCUGGAUGCCUUCCUCAAGAAACUCAUUGGGCCUUGAGCAAGCAAAGGCCAGCAGUCACUGAAGCCUCUUGCGUUUUGUCCUUCUUGUCUGCUUGCUUGGAGGGGACAUGUGGGUUGGAGGGAGUGGACAACACCAUCUUCUUCCCCCCUUCCUGCAGGGGUGGGAGAGAAGCAACACUCCCAGGAGGUUUUAAGCUCCAUGGGAAGGCUGGUCAUCUGGUGGUAGAGAUAUGGCCAAAUAGCCAGUGACAAGAAAGGUGGGACUCCUGCUGAGGGAGAGAAAUUUCCUUAUCCACCCUGAUCCAAGCUAGUAUCAAUGUAGUCCAUAACUGCUGCCAGUGAGAAGGUAGAUUUGGUGCAAAAUUCUGUCUCACUGCUUUAUCUCGGAAAUGUUUGUCCUGAUUUGAGUGUGGCACUGGCUGAAGUAAAAGCACCUGCCUGAGGUGUGGUUUUAACUGGGCUGCUAUACUUAGCUGCUUUGUGCAGCUGGGAGACCAGUUCAGAUGAGGCACCAGGUAAAUGCAGUCAGCACCUGUGAGCAGGUGUUUUUGCCUCCCGUUUCAGUCAGGCUAGUAUCCUUGGUCCAGAGGUGGUUUAAAAUUGGUUUGCAACUCUUGGGUUGCUACCACAGCCCCCCCUGUCUUUUCUCUCCCUCACCAUGUGCUGCUGUUUAUAUACCAAAUAAAGAAAUAAUAUUUGGAUUUAUUUGUAGAUCUACAAUAAAGACUUUUAAUUUUUU